Messenger RNA from Alosa alosa (allis shad), 5454 nucleotides. It is a transcript of the gene clec16a, whose product is annotated as C-type lectin domain containing 16A. The record is from RefSeq and is a predicted model, not a curated record. Lineage: Eukaryota; Metazoa; Chordata; Actinopteri; Clupeiformes; Clupeidae. Gene Ontology annotation, cellular component: late endosome; endolysosome membrane. Gene Ontology annotation, biological process: endosome to lysosome transport; endosomal transport; regulation of autophagosome maturation.
GGCAGAGCAGGGAACCAGAGGCAGAGCUAGGAGACAGUGUUGCAAUAUUACAAGACAGCUUGUUUCCCACUAGACAUCAAUGUUGGUAUUCGUUGCCAUGGACUGAUCAACCCCAUCAAGCUGAGUGAAAGGGUGCAACAAUCUUUACGCGUGCAAAGAUGUUCGGUCGAUCCAGGAGUUGGGUUGGACAGGGGAAGGCCAAAAACAUCCAUUCACUUGACCAUUUGAAGUACAUGUACCAUGUCCUUACAAAGAACACAACAGUGACGGAUCACAACAGAAAUCUUUUAGUAGAAACCAUUCGCUCCAUCACAGAGAUCCUUAUUUGGGGUGAUCAAAAUGACAGCUCAGUGUUUGAUUUCUUUUUGGAGAAGAAUAUGUUUGCCUUCUUUCUCAACAUCUUGCGUCAGAAGUCUGGACGAUAUGUCUGUGUGCAACUUCUACAGACACUCAACAUACUUUUUGAAAACAUAAGUCACGAGACAUCCCUUUAUUACUUGCUCUCCAAUAACCAUGUCAAUUCAAUAAUUGUCCACAAGUUUGACUUCUCUGAUGAGGAGAUCAUGGCCUAUUACAUCUCCUUCUUGAAGACUUUGUCCCUGAAGCUAAACAAUCACACAGUGCAUUUUUUCUACAAUGAGCACACUAAUGAUUUUGCCCUGUACACGGAGGCCAUUAAGUUUUUCAACCACCCAGAGAGCAUGGUCAGGAUCGCAGUCCGUACUAUCACUCUCAAUGUGUACAAAGUGUCAUUGGACAACCAGCACAUGCUUCAUUAUAUUCGAGACAAGACCGCCGUGCCGUACUUCUCGAACCUAGUGUGGUUCAUUGGGAGUCACGUCAUCGAGUUGGACAAGUGUGUACAGACAGAUGAAGAGCACAAAAACCGAGGGAAGCUGAGUGACCUGGUUGCUGAACAUCUGGACCACUUGCAUUACCUGAAUGACAUCCUCAUCAUCAACUGCGAGUUCCUCAACGACGUUCUCACCGACCACCUGCUCAACCGCCUCUUCCUCCCCCUCUACGUCUACUCCCUAGUUGGCCAGGAACAGUCUGAAGAUCGGAAAAUAACGCCCCAGGUGUCUCUCUACCUGCUAUCCCAGGUGUUCCUCAUCAUCCACUACCAACCUCUGGUGAACGCACUGGCCGACGUCAUUCUCAAUGGUGACCUCUCGGUGUUCUCCUCUCAAGCCGAGCACAAUGCACACAAAACCUUGGCUAACCCGGCUGUGCGGCGCUUCGCCAAGCCGUCUGAGAGCCUGGAGCGCUCCCUGGAGAUGAGCCGGCAAAAGGGGCGCAAGCGAACGCAAAAAAGGCCCAACUACAAGAACGUUGGUGAGGAAGAGGAAGAGGAGCGCGGUGGAGGGGCGGAGGAAGGCCCUGCCGAGGAAAAGGCUAAAGGUACAGAGGCUAGUUCAAAGGGCAGCAGGACGAUUGGGGACACGGAAGAGAUUGAGAUGGUGGUGAUGGAGAAGUGUAAGAUCUCUGACGUGUCCACACUGACGGAACAGAACAUCACAGAUGAGGAGAAGAGCGCUGCCCGCGCAGAGGGCCAGCAGAGCAGACCGUUCCUGGACAUGGUGUACAACGCACUCGACUGCACCGAAGAUGACUACCAUGCCCUCUUUGUGCUCUGCCUGCUGUAUGCCAUGUCGCACAGCAAAGGUAUCAAUCCUGCCCUGCUGGAGAAGAUCCAGCUCCCAGCGCCUGACCAAGACCGGACCUCCUACAGCCAGGUCCUAGUGGAGAGGCUCAUACGGGUCAUGAAUCAGGCAGCUCAACCAGAUGGAAAGAUCCGGUUGGCCACUCUGGAGCUAGGCUGUUUGCUCUUGAAACAGUCUGUGUUGUCUGGAAGUCAGUGUAUCAUCAAGGAUGUCCAUUUGGCCUGCCUUGAGGGAGCAAGGGAGGAGAGCCUGCAUCUCCUUCGCAGAUUUUACAAGGGAGAAGAGAUCUUCCUCGACAUGUUUGAGGACGAAUACAGAAGCAUGACUGUAAGCAUCCCAACAGCCAUCCGUGUGUUCUUCAUGCUGCGUUCGCUCUCACUGCAGCUACAGACUGAGCCCGAGACCCAGCUGCCUCUCACUCGCCCAGAGGACCUCAUCAAGACCGACGACGUGCUUGACCUCAAUAACAGCGAUCUGAUUGCCUGUAUGGUGGUGAGCAAGGAUGGCGUUCAGGCCCAGCGCUUUCUGGCUGUGGACAUCUACCAGAUGAGCCUGGUGGAGCCCGAAACAAAGCGUCUAGGCUGGGGUGUUGUCAAAUUCGCCGGCCUGCUGCAGGACAUGCAGGUGUCGGGGGUGGAGGACGACAGCCGGGCCUUGAACAUCAUCAUCCACAAGCCUACGUCCAACCCACACGCCAAGCCCAUGCCAAUCCUGCAGGCCAACUUCAUCUUCGCCGACCACAUCCGCUGCAUCAUCGCCAAGCAGCGGCUAGCCAAGGGCCGCAUCCAGGCUCGCAGGAUGAAGAUGCAGAGGAUAGCUGCUCUGCUGGACCUUCCAGUGCAGCCUUCCUCGGAGGUUCUGGGUUUUGGUCAGUCAGCAGCUGCGUCCUCCCAGUUGCCCUUCCGCUUCUAUGACCAGUCUCGCCGUGGCCCCGCCGACUCUAAUGCUCAGCGCUCCGUCUUCGACAAGGUCCCAGGUUUUGCGGUGGCCCACUCUGCAUCUCAGCACAGUCCCUCCCCUCUUCCCCCCCCCUCCAGCAGCAGCGGCAGCACUGGCCAGUGCGACUCAGUCACCACCAGCACCCCCUCCACAGUCAGGUCUGGCAGGGGAAGCCGGAGGUGCGUGUUUGGUCCGUCAGAGGACGGCAGUGGCGGUGGACAAUGGACAGAUGAGGCAGCAUUGGCCGAGCGCACGCCUCCACCCUCCUCCUGUGUGGGCGAGGGGGGGGGGGGGGGCGAGUGCGCAGAGCUGGCGCUGGCACAGACGUUGACGGCCACUGCCCCUCUGCCUGCUCCCAUUCCAGCCUUGGCCCUGGCCCCUAGCCUGACGCCAGCCGCCCAGCCCACCAUCUCGCUGCUGUCCGACCCCAACACCGACGCCCUGAGCGCGGACUCGCUCACGCUGCUGCCCCCUGCCGACCCCCCGCGCCUCCGCAACUUCAGCACGCAGGGUGACGCGCCGCUUAUGAUGCCCACGGUGCCACUGCCCGACCCGUCCGAGGAGGAUCCAGAGCCACAAACGGAGGAGGAGGAAGAGGAGGAGGAAGAGGAGGCCUCAGCGCAGGAUGCGGCGGAUGAGGAUUCAGCCGAAUCCGGUCAGCUGGAGCUGGAAGGGAGUCCAACCUUGGGCACGAAUCCCGAGGAGUCCACUCCUCAGGCUCAAGGUCAGAGUUUAGAGACGGUCCCCGAGGCCGAGGCCGACCAGGAGCAGAGCGAAGGCCCCGACCCUGAGUCAACAGAAGCAGAGACGGCAGCAGACGGAGCCGGCGAUGAGCCAGAGUAGCCGCACACUCAGCCGGGACCUUGGACCAGGACGGGCUGCGAGACCAGAGACCAAACGGACGAACCCCACACACGCAGGUCUUCAAUUACACGAGCAAUCACACACACACACACACACACACACACACACACACACACACACACACACACGAGUGCUGCUUCGGACUCCCCUCUGUUGCAGUGAAACAUGUACACACAUGCAAUUAGAAGCUAGAAGCUCUGGUAACUCACCACAGCUCUGCUCUGUGAAAACACACACAUUUCUUCAGAAUGCAUUUCAGUACUGAAUGAAUGAGUUGUUCAGGGUGAGGCAUUAGUGUUGGUGUUUUUGUCCCUUGCAAAGCACAGCAGUUUUCAGUUUUAUCCAGUAUGGUGCUGUGCAUAUGUUUUUGUGUGAGUGAGUGACAGUGAGAGAGCCUAUUGCUUCAUUUGGUUUUAGUAUUCUUGGAAAGCACUCAUUGCGUUUGUACAUAGACGUUCUGUCAGAAAAUUCACAUAUUGUUUGUCAAAGUGUGUGUUUGUGUGUGUGUGUGUGUGUGUGUGUGUAUGUAUGUGUGUUUGUUAUUUUGUGUGUGUGUGAGAUUGUGAGAGAGUGAGUGUGAAAAUAAGGGAGUGUGUCCAUGCUUUUACAGUCUUAACACUGAAGAAUGUACUCUGACCCAGGGGGUCUGACCAGCGGUGCUCUCAGGAGGGACGAUGUCACCACCACACACCCCCCAACCCAUUCCCCAAACACACACACACACACACACACACACACACACACAUACAGGUCUCUGCUCUGGCCCUGCCCCGAUAUCUCAGCAGCGCUUAUGCUGGACACAGCUGUUCUAACUGCCCAUUCAUUCAGACGCUCACAGACUCUUCACACCUCUCCAACACGCAACUGUUGUAACACACAGGGAUUCCACAGGAUUGACACAUUAGUGCAGUUCAUCAUCACGUAGGUCUCCCACCAGACAUGGGCUUACCCCUUUGCUUUUGCUGCAGCUAGUGAAACACCAAUCUAGCGUAGUGUUUAGAAUGCAUUUUUUGUUUCCUUAGGGCACUGUGCUCUGUGUCUAAUGGCAUUUUUGUACUUGUUGAAUUUGAGAAAAGCAUAUAUGAUUUCACUCCAGUGCAAAGCUGUCUGUCUCUCAUCCUCUUUUAAAUUGCUCACACUUUAAAAAUGUAUUAAAAAGUUUUGAAAAGGAAGAGGUUGAAUUGCUAAAAAUGAUUCUGUGAGGCAAAUUGAGAAGCCGUCCUAUUGUAUUUUAAAUAUGCCUAAACAAACAUAUACACAUGCAUAUACACUUAACAGUUACAUCUGAAGACACACUGAAGAAAAAAAAUCGUAUGUGUAAAAGUCUUGUGCAGUGUCUUUAAAUGUAAGUUAUUUGAGGCAUUAGACACACAUUUGGAAUACCCACUGGACAGCCAGCAUUACCAAACCGGUUGCAUCCUGUUUUCGGAAGCUUAAAGAGGUGUAUAUUUUCUUAGCAAAGGUGUAUAUCUGUCAUACGCCUUAAGAAAAGAUGAUAAAGUGAUGUGUAAAAAAAUAAAUAAAAACAGAAUUAUCUAAAUGCUUGUGCUGGCCACAUAACAUGGAACACAUUCUCCCUGUAAACGUCAUGUUUAGUUGCAGUGAUUUAAAGCCCCCCUCCCCCUUUGGGAGUACAUAUGACUUUGUGUGCAUUCUGUCCUAGAUUGCUACAAAUGUCCCAGGGUAGUGUUACAUACAGUACACACACACAGUUUGUUUUUGUUUUUGAAGGGGGGGAAAUGGACACAAUUUUGAAGCAAUACUGUUAUUACCUGUGCUCAUAUACUGAACGACAGUCUCUCCAUACUGUGGUUUACUGUACAUAUGUUUGUGAAGAAGAAACUAAGUACAAUAUAAUUAUACUUACAGUAUAAUUUGUGGUUUUGAAUGUUUGUAUGCUGUAUAAAUGCCACCUGCUUUUAAUCUGCUUCUGUAAUGAACAUACCGGCAGAAAUUACUAAGAAAUUGCAAUAAAUUAUUCUACUUA